GAUUUUCUGGGUCCAACAGGUGUUCUAAAACAAGGAUAUAGGGAGAAAUCCCUAAGCUUUGCCGGAUUUUCGGCCGGAAAAUGGGUGGCGGUGGCUGGGGAGUUCGUCGAGUGCAGAGGGUCGGGGGAGAGGAAGAAGAGCAGGGCACGCGGAUUGAUGACAGAGAUCCGAGCCGAAAAACGCAAAUUGGGACUAAAUUGAACCCGGAGGAAAGAGCAGAGCUAAUAGCUUUUCUUCGGGCCAAUAAAGAUGUUUUUGCAUGGACUUCAGCAGACAUGCCGAGAAUUCCCACUUCAGUUUUUCAACAUAAACUCAGCACCAAUCCCCUCAAGAAACCAAUAACCCAGAAGCGACGCCUUUUCGAGGGAGAGAGGUUACAGGUCAUUAAAGAAGAAGUGGAGAAACUCCUACAAGCUGGUUUUGUCAGAAGGGUUGAUUACUGCGAGCGGGUCGCCAAUCCGGUGCUGGUGAAAAAAGCAAACGGUAAAUGGCGAAUGUGCAUUGAUUACACUAACCUCAACGAUGCAUGUCCAAAGGACUGUUAUCCAAUGCCAAACAUUGAUAAGCUGGUUGAGGCAGCUUCGGGGAAUGAGAGAUUAAGUCUCUUAGAUGCAUACUCAGGCUACCACCAGGUCCCAAUGGCUUCUGAGGAUGAAGAAAAAACCUCGUUCUAUGCUGGCGAUGAGAUCUAUUGCUAUGUAAUGAUGCCCUUCGACUUGAAGAAUGCAGGCGCCACUUACCAGAAGAUGGUUACCAUCGUGUUCCGAGCUCAAAUAGGACGAAAUCUGGAAGUUUAUGUCGACGAUAUAGUGGUGAAGAGUUUGAAAGCUGACGAUCACUUAACCGAUCUUGGGGAGACAUUCAACAAUCUCAGACAGAAUAGAAUGAGGUUAAACCUAGCCAAAUGCAUCUUUGGUGUGGAAUCUGGAAAAUUCUUGGGUUUUAUGGUUUCCCGGAGGGGGAUUGAGGUCAACCCAGAGAAGAUCAGAGCAAUUGCCGAGAUGGAACUGCCGAAGUCAGUAAAGGACAUACAGAGGUUGACUGGAAGGGUAGCGGCUCUUCAUCGGUUCAUAUCGAAGUCGGCAGAUAAGUGCCUACCAUUUUUCAAGAUUAUGAGCUCACCACCUCUACUGACUAAAGCCAAAGAUGGAGAAAUCCUCUAUCUUUAUCUAGGAAUUUCAGAUGAAGCCAUUAAUUCGGUUCUGGUAAGAGAAGAAGCCAAGCAGCAGAAACCAAUAUAUUAUAUCAGCAGUGUGCUGCAUGGAGCCGAGCUGAGGUAUCCUAUAGCAGAGAAAGCAGCCUUAGCAGUUGUCACUUCGGCCAGAAAGUUAAGGCCAUAUUUUCAGUCGCAUCCAAUCAUUAUUCUUACAGACCAACCCCUUCGGCAGAUUCUGCAAAAGCCUGAGUGUUCUGGAAGAUUAAUUAAGUGGGCAGUAGAACUGGGGGAAUUUGAGAUAACAUUUCAGCAGAGAUCUGCAAUCCGAGCUCAGGCACUGGUAGAUUUUAUUAUAGAGUGCACUCCAGGUAAUUCCAUUCCUACUCCGGAGCCCAAUAACUGGACCUUAUAUGUUGAUGGGGCAUCUAGUAGCAAAGGUUCAGGAGCUUGUGCUCUCUUGAUGGGCCCAGAUGGAUACCGAAGUGAACAUGCUUUGAAAUUCAACUUCGAUGCAACAAACAACAUGGCCGAGUAUGAAGCCCUGCUACUUGCUCUGGUGGCCGAGCUGAAGUGCAAAUUCCAAAAAUUCUGUCUGAGCAAAAUCCCCCGAACUGCGAACGAACAGGCAGAUUCACUUUCUAAAUUCGCCUCUGAUAGUUCUUCACAUUCUAGAUCAGUUUUUGUGGAGGUCUUAGAUGAACCAAGCUUCAUGAAGCCACGGGUGAUGGAGAUCAGCACCGACCCAAGCACACCAAGCUGGACAGAUCCAAUCCUCUCCUUCUUACGAGACGGGAUAGUACCUGAGGACAGGCAGGAGGCAAUGAAGUUGAGAAGGAAAGCAUCUCGGUAUACACUUCUUGAUGGGGUCCUCUAUAAGCGAUCUUUCUCUCUACCUCUUCUACGGUGCUUGAAUCCCUAUGAAGCAGAAUAUGCACUCAGGGAGGUACAUGAAGGUGUUUGCGGAAGUCACGUGGGUGCUCGAACUUUGGCUCAUAAAGUCCUUAGACAAGGUUAUUAUUGGCCCAACAUGUACAAGGAUGCCACUCACUUUGUUCAGAGAUGCUUGAAAUGCCAGUUCUUUGCACACCUGACUCACCAGCCUGCAGAAGAACUCACUACUCUGGUAGCACCAUGGCCAUUUGCUCAGUGGGGAUUGGAUCUUUUGGGCCCAUUCGUGAAGGGGGUUGGUGGUGUAACCCACCUGAUUGUUGGUGUAGAUUACUUCACAAAGUGGGUUGAAGCUCGGCCAUUAUCCAGUCUUACUUCCAAGAAGGUUGAAGACUUUGUUUUCAGCUCAAUCAUCUACAGAUAUGGGAUCCCGAAUCAGAUUGUGGCUGAUAAUGGAACGCAAUUUAACUGCACCUCUUUUCGAGAUUUCUGUUCCAACUACGGGAUUAAACUACAGUUCACCUCGGUUUACCAUCCGGAAUCCAACGGCAUGGUCGAAUCUGUUAACAACUGCAUCUUAGAAGGUAUAAAGCCGAGGUUGGAACAACACAAGGCCAAAUGGGCAGACGAGCUCAACAACGUCCUCUGGGCAUACAGAACCACGAGUCGAACUGCCACAGGUGAAACACCCUAUCAUCUGGCCUUUGGUACCGAAGCAGUCAUCCCUAUCGAGAUAGGAGUUCCAAGCUUCAAAGUCACCCAUUUCGAUGAAGGACGCAAUGGACAACUGCUUCGGGAGAACCUUGAUUUGCUUGAUGACAAAAUAGCAAACUUCUACAACAAACGAGUUCGACCCCGAACAUUCAAAGUAGGAGACCUUGUCCUCAAGAAAGCUGGUCUGACGGGGUUCGAAACUCGAUUCGGCAAGUUGGCACCAAACUGGGAAGGCCCCUAUACUGUUGCCGAAGUGCCGCAUCCAGGUGCAUAUAUCCUACGGGACACUGAAGGCAACCGGGUUCCUAGGGUCUAGAAUGUCAAUAAUUUGAAGAAAUUCUACCCUUAGCACACUUCUUUCCAGUAAACUUUGUUUUAACCAACAUUAUUCUGAUUGCUAUAAUGAAUUUCACUUCGCAUU
This is a messenger RNA of Rubroshorea leprosula, 3179 nucleotides long. NCBI's taxonomy places the organism in Eukaryota, Viridiplantae, Streptophyta, Magnoliopsida, Malvales, Dipterocarpaceae. The record is from the annotation of a GenBank genome assembly.